UAGUUUCACCUUCCCCGAAGCGGAAUAAACACCGUUCUGCGAAUCGUUUCCACCAUCGUACGAAGUAGGAAGUUGAAAUUUCCCCCGUGGGAAAUCUGCGGUCACCGUGCGAAGAGCCCGAAAAUCAAAGCGAAGGAAAUUACAGGCGGAAAUCCUAUCGAGACCCGAAGCCUCCCGGAGCGGAACAAGCAACAGUGCUGAUCAGUGUCAUCAACGUCAUCGCCGGUCAAGCCAGCCAACCGUGAAAACGAAGAAAAACCAGUGCCCAAGAGUGAAAAGUAGCCUACUGUGUUACCGAACGGAACAACAUUCGCAGACGGACUGCUUUGAUCCUGUUGUGCACUGUGCGGAAGAAAUGUAAUUCCACUGAAAAGUGAAAGUGAAUGUGGAGAAGGAAGGAACAAAUCGCAGUCUUGAGUGACGAUAAGAGUGUUUUCCUUUUUGAGAAUGACGCAGCUUUGAUGUGGCUAUUUCUAGGAUAAAUUCUGUGGAAAUUGGAAAGACUUUACACAUCAAUUUAUAAAAUCCAAAGACAGUGUUUUCCAAGAAGUGUGAAAUAAGAUUUUCACGUGUACUAAUAUUCACAAUUUUUAUUAAAUUAAAUCGAAAAUCUGAUUUCGACCUAGUGCUUUAUAGCUGUUUGAAAAAAAAAGAAGUUAAAACUCGAUUGGCAUCAGAAAAUUUCCAAAACAGACUUCAGCCUGCCUUCCUUUGUUCAAGCUUGUAUGGAUUUGCCACAGCCAACUUCAACAAUCCUGACCGAUAAUAAUCGAAGAAGAAACAUACGGUUCCCUCUCUAAACCCGCAUCUCAACGCACGCAUUUUCCGAACGCAUCGAAGCAAGCCGAAAAUCCCGAUGCCGUUAUUUACGUUUCCCAUCGAUACUCCUCGGUCUCUGCCGGUGAUGGUGCUGACGUUGGGGCUGAUGCUGUUGGGACCGGAUCUUAGCCCAGUUCACGGCCUCCGGUGCUAUUCCUGCAGUGUGACGGCCAAUUCCGGUGACAAACGAUGCAUCAGCGAUCCGGGCAGCGUCGAGGGGCAGAGUGUCGUCAACUGCAAUCGAAAGUACUGCACCAUUCAACGACAGGAAAUGCUGGAUCCACCGGACAAAAUUAACACGUUUCUGCGAGGCUGUGAAGAGGAUCCACUGUUCCUGAACGACGUACUUGAGGAUUCAACCUUCCGGACGUAUUAUCGUUCGUGUUCCACCGAUUUAUGCAAUUCCGGAGACGGACUGGAAACUUCCACUGGAUUUUCCGGCUUGGACACGGGAGCAUCGGAGAAUUUGCUCGUUCCAGGAUUGAUAGGCUCUGCUCCCAUCACCGGCAUCGGAAGCAGCGGUGGCUGUUUACUCGUGCUGUCGUUGUUUGUUUCAAUAAUGGCACUGAUUCGCGGAACGGUGAUUGCGUAAUAAACAAUCAUAAAAACUGAUCCUCUCAUAAAAAAGUGAUAUUAGGCUGAGACGAACCGGAUAUUAAAAUUCUGAAGCAAUCUGUCUAGGUA
Aedes aegypti (yellow fever mosquito) is the source of this 1503-nucleotide messenger RNA. RefSeq lists its product as uncharacterized. NCBI's taxonomy places the organism in Eukaryota, Metazoa, Arthropoda, Insecta, Diptera, Culicidae. Bases 857 to 1411 code for a protein of 184 amino acids. The record is from RefSeq and is a predicted model, not a curated record. The transcript has 6 exons.